AUGCUAUUCUUCGACUUCUUCCAGAACCUCGUGGACAGCAACGCCCAGGUCACAGUGGAGAUGAAAAAUGACGUCCAAAUAACGGGCACGUUGCAAGCAGUGGAUCAGUAUUUCAAUGUUAAACUUAAGAACAUCUCUAUCAACAAUCCUGAACAGUACCCUCAUCUCCUCUCUCUACGUAAUUGUUUUAUCCGAGGCAGUGUUGUACGGUCCAUGAUGAUGAUGCUGUUUAUGCUUAUAGAGCUUAACUGAUCAAUGCCGGAAAGAGCUUGCAGCACAAAGCGGUGUCAACAGGAUAGAGCCUGCCAAGUAACCGUUGAGCGCGAAUACAAUUUACCG
Molecule: messenger RNA, 339 nt
Organism: Perkinsus marinus ATCC 50983
Lineage: Eukaryota; Perkinsozoa; Perkinsida; Perkinsidae
Product: U6 snRNP protein Lsm2, putative
Exons: 4
Coding region: 1-252 (83 amino acids)
Biological process (GO): mRNA splicing, via spliceosome
Cellular component (GO): U6 snRNP; precatalytic spliceosome; U4/U6 x U5 tri-snRNP complex
Molecular function (GO): RNA binding
Source: RefSeq, a predicted model, not a curated record